This is a messenger RNA of Pygocentrus nattereri (red-bellied piranha), 2447 nucleotides long. Its product is annotated as E3 ubiquitin-protein ligase TRIM39-like. The transcript has 8 exons. Lineage: Eukaryota; Metazoa; Chordata; Actinopteri; Characiformes; Serrasalmidae. The record is from RefSeq and is a predicted model, not a curated record. The coding region runs from base 97 to 1773 and encodes 558 amino acids. Gene Ontology annotation, molecular function: zinc ion binding; protein binding.
GCGUUGACCUUAACGUCGGGCUUUCCUGUAUCUUUGAAAAAAGUUUAAACAGCCAAUUCUGACACUCAGCAACACUCAACAAAGGCGAAGAGACAAAUGAAGCCAGUGGAGGACGGACACACUAUGGAUAAAUCAGAUGAGUUUGCAUGCAACUCCAGUGGUCUCCUGUCUGAAGAUCAGUUCCUGUGUUCUAUCUGUCUGGAUGUAUUAACUGAUCCAGUCUCCACUCCAUGUGGACACAACUUUUGUAAAACCUGCCUUACACAGUACUGGAACAACAGUCAACAUUAUCAAUGCCCAUUAUGUAAAGAGAUAUUCACCAAGAGACCUGAACUGAAGAUCAAUACAACACUGAGAGAGGUUGUGGACCACUUCAAGAAGAAAAGUGGUCUUACUAAGCCAGAGGUUCUUUGUGACGUCUGCGCUGGAGUUAAGCUGAAAGGCCUUAAAUCCUGCCUGGAUUGUGGUGUGACCUUCUGUAAGACCCAUUUAGAGCCGCAUACAGUUGGGAAACUUAAGAAACACAAACUAAUCAACCCAGUGAAGAACCUGGAAGACUACAUAUGCCAGAAACAUGAUAGACCCCUGGAGCUGUUCUGCAAAUAUGACGAGACAUGUGUGUGUCAUUUCUGCACUGAGACAGACCACAAGAAUCACGAUGCUGUUCCUAUAGAGGAGGAAAGUGCAGAGAAGAAGUCACAUCUAGCAGAGACACAGGCAGAGUUGCAGCAGUUGAUACAUAACAGACUGAAGAAAAUUGAAGAGAUCAAAAACUCAGUAGGGCACAGAAAAAAAAACACAGAGGAAGAAAUUGCAAACAGUGUUAAACUCUUCACUGCUCUAAUACGCUCCAUUGAGAGAAGCCAGGCUGAGCUGCUUAAGGUAAUGGAGGAGAAGCAGAAAGCAGCAGAGAAGCAGGCUGAUGACUUCAUUAAAGAGCUGGAGCAGGAAAUCACUAAGUUAAAGAGGAGAGACACUGAGCUGGAGCAGCUCUCCCACACUGAGGACCACCUCCACCUCCUACAGAUUUACCCAUCACUCUGCAAACCUCCACACACCAAGAACUGGACUGACAUCAGUAUAGACCCUUAUCUGAGUGUAGAUCCUGUGAGUAAUGUUCUGUCUGAACUUCAGAAGAGUCUGGAUGAAGAACUCUGUAAAACUCUUAAUGAAAAGUUAAAAGAAACAGUCUCCUCAGAACUGAAGAGGAUUCAGCAGUAUGCAGUGGAUGUGACUCUGGAUGCUGAUACAGCUCAUUCCAAUCUCAUUCUGUCUGAUGAUGGAAAACAAGUGACACAUGGAGACACAAGACAGAAUCUUCCAGAAAACCCAAAGAGAUUCACCUAUUAUGCUAUGAUCCUGGGAAAGGAGGGAUUCUCUUUGGGAAAAUUUUACUAUGAGGUGCAGGUCAGGGGGAAAACUAAGUGGGAACUAGGAGUGGCCAGAGAGUCCAUUAACAGGAAGGGGGAGGUUACAUUAAGGCCUGAAGAUGGAUUCUGGACUGUGGUUUUGAGGAAUGGGAAUAAGUAUAAAGCAUGUGCUGUUUCUUCAGUCUCCCUCUUUCUGAAAGAGAAGCCCCAAAAGGUGGGAGUGUUUGUGGAUUAUGAGGAGGGUCUGGUCUCCUUUUAUGAUGUGGAGUCCAGAUCUCAUAUCUACUCUUUCACUGGUCAGUCUUUCACUGAGAACCUCUAUCCAUACUUCAGCCCCUGUAAUAAUGACAAAGGUAAAAAUUCAGAUCCUCUGAUCAUAACACCUGUAUUUAAAGCUGCAUGAAUUUUCAGCUCAGACAAUUCAGAAUUUUGUGAAAUGUUAAGAAAUACAAGUGAAAAGGGAGAGAUUUAACAUUACCCCCCCCAUGACCCUGAGGGAGAAGCAGCUUAGAGAAUGUGUGUGUGUGUGUGUUAUUUUAUACACAAUAUUAAUUCAUUUUUACAUGUCAAUUGUCCAAACUUUCUUAAUUAGUAUUACACCGUUUUUACUGUUGUAUCUUUUGUGACUGUGGCAUUUAGUUUUUAGACUGGUUCCUACACUGUUGGCUCUACUGAACAUUGCCAGUUGGCAGUGAGAGACAAUACUCUGGCUAUUCAGCCUAGCAAAACAUUCCACAAGAAGAGAAAUGGAAGUGAUCAAAGCAGCAAACAAUACUCUCAAGAGGGCACUUCUAUGUACAUGUAUAUUACCUCUAUUCUGUUUGUACAUGCCAGGCUGAACAAUUUCAAAUCACACUGCUUUUCUACACCGCCACUGCAUAUAAUGUUAGUUUUGCUUGAGUGGGAUGGAUAUCGAUCAAACCUGCCUAUCAGAAUAUUGGUGCCGACAGUUUUCAGGCAGGUUUGAUCAGUGAAAUUAGCUGUUUUUUGGCCAGUGAUCUCUCUGUUUUAAAUGUUGCAGACACAUUUUGUUGGUGUUUUUCUGUGCUACAAAAUAUGAUAAACAAAUACUUGUUA